UGUCCUUCACCCUCCAUCUGUCUUCCUUUCGCGUAAACUACUUUUCUUCCUCGAUCCCUCUCCUUCUGCCUCUUGCACUGCAGAAUGAAACAUCGAGGACUACCUGACUGACGUUGGCUUGUCUCGUGCAACUCAUUCGCACCCUCGGACUGCUCUUCUUCAACUCUUCCUGAUCGAGUCUCCUCUGCGGCGUACCCCGUAGCCUUUCAUAAUGGCUACAAAGCGCAAAGCCGCAGCCAUGACUGCGGUCGAGGACGAGGAACCCGUUGAUCCCACUGAUGAACUUGUCUUUGUCGGGUUGGGAGGAUGUCAAGAGGUCGGCAGAUCAUGUCACAUUCUGCAAUACAAGGGCAAGACUGUCAUGCUAGAUGCUGGUAUGCAUACAGGCCGAGAAGGCAUGUCCGCUAUGCCAUACUUUGACGACUUUGAUCUCAGUACUGUCGACAUCCUCCUCAUCAGCCACUUCCACCUUGACCAUGCUGCCGCCCUACCUUAUGUUCUCGCAAAGACCGACUUCCACGGUCGAGUUUUCAUGACUCAUCCCACUAAAGCAAUCUACAAGUGGCUUAUCCAAGACUCGGUUCGCGUCAGCAACACAUCUUCGACGUCAGACCAAAGGACAUCACUUUACACCGAAGCUGAUCACAUCUCAACCUUGCCUCAAAUCGAAACCAUUGAUUUCUACACGACACAUACCGUCUCCGGAGUGAGAAUAACACCAUACCCGGCGGGCCAUGUUCUAGGGGCCGCCAUGUUCCUGAUCAACAUUGCCGGCCUCAACAUAUUCUUCACAGCAGAUUAUUCAAGAGAGCAGGACAGGCAUCUCAUUGCAGCCGAGGUUCCCAAUCCAGAGACAGUUGGCAAGAUCGAUGUUCUGAUCACAGAGUCAACAUUUGGCAUAUCAAAUGCUCCUCCUCGAGCUGAAAGAGAAAGUGCUUUGCUCAAGUCGGUAUCAGGAAUCAUCAAUCGGGGUGGCAAAGUUCUCAUGCCAGUGUUUGCUCUUGGUCGUGCCCAAGAGCUCUUGCUCAUUCUCGAGGACUACUGGCAGCGGCACCCCGAACUUCAGAAGUAUCCAAUCUAUUACACCGGAAACACGGCUCGAAAAUGCAUGGUCGUGUAUCAGACUUAUAUUAAUGCCAUGAACGACAAUAUCAAACGAAUUUUCCGAGAAAGGAUGGCAGAGGCAGAGGCAGCUGGAAAUGCCAAGGGCGUCAGUGCUGGACCUUGGGACUUUCGAUUCGUGCGAAGCUUACGCAACCUCGAUCGAUUCGACGACGUGGGUGGCUGUGUUAUGCUGGCUUCUCCUGGCAUGCUUCAAUCAGGCAUGUCACGGGUUCUCUUAGAAAGAUGGGCACCAGAUCAACGCAAUGGCGUGGUCAUGACUGGAUACAAUGUUGAAGGUACCAUGGCCAGGACCAUCCUGCACGAACCUGAAAUGAUUCCAGCCAUCAUGAGUGGAGGAGGAACAGGGCCGAACCAAGCCAUGGGUCGAAAGAGAGACGACGAUGCCGCCGUGAUGAUUCCUCGAAGAUGUACAGUGGAAGAGUUCCAGUUUGCUGCACAUGUGACAGGAGUGGAGAAUGUCGAAUUCAUUGAACAAGUCGCCGCUCCUCAUGUGAUUCUGGUUCAUGGAGAACGAUCUCAGGCUGCACGAUUACGAUCACGACUGCUGGACCUCAACACAAGACGAUUGGCAAACAACCCCAAUGCUCACCAGACGAAAGUCUAUAGCCCUGAGAAUGGGGCGGAGAUCAGGAUCGCAUUUCGCAAGGAUAAGGUGGCCAAGGUGGUGGGCAAACUUGCACAAAUGACGCUACCAACACCCAACGACGUCGAGGAUGGUCGAGUAGUCAGUGGGGUUUUGGUUCAAAAUGGAUUCAAGCUUAGCCUGAUGGCGCCAGAAGACCUUCGAGAAUAUGCAGGCCUAACAACCACUACCAUCGUAUGCCGUCAACAUAUCACACUUGCUGCUGCAGGUGUGGAGUUGAUCCGGUGGGCAUUAGAAGGCACGUUCGGCAGUAUCGAAGAAGUGGGCGUGGUGAAAUCAGAUAAGGUGGAGAAGGGAAGAAGCAAUGGUCCACAUGCCGCUGAAACCAAUGGACACAAGACUGAAGAGGAAGAAGGGGAAGAGCAAGAAGAAGCAGAUGAAGAGAUUGCCCUGGAACCGGAGCACACUUUCCUGAUCAUGGGAUGCGUCACAUUAAAAUGGUCGGGACGGGAAAAGCAGAUUGAAUUAGAAUGGGAAGGAAACACCAUGAAUGACGGCAUAGCAGAUGCCGUCAUGGCUGUCUUGAUGACGGUUGAGAGCAGUCCAGCUGCGGUCAAGUAUUCGUCGAGCAAGUCUUCUCACACCCACUCGCACCACCAUUCGAACGGCACCAAGGCGCUCAAGAACGACUUCUCUAACGUCUUGCCGGAAGAUCGGUUUUCUCGAGUGUGUCUCUUCCUAGAAGAGCAAUUCGGAGAUGGCGUUGUACCGAUCGAGAGACCUCGAUUACCACAACAGACCAAGGACAAGUCCGCGAAUAUUGGCAAAGAAGAGGAUACCUCUGAGAAUGAGGAAGAAGUGGAAGCCCUGGAAGCAGCGGAACGGGCGCGUCUCGCUGCUCUAGGGAUCCCAGUACCGGGCCUUCAAAUCAAGGUUGACAAGUAUGUUGCUACACUAUGGCUGGAGACAUUGGAGGUCGAAUGCUCAUUCCAAGCACUUCGAGAUCGAGUCAAGGCUGUGGUGGAACGUGCCGUGGAGACGGUCGCUCCGUUGUGGAGUGUCAGGGAGUCAGUUCGGGCAUGAGUGAACCUGGACCUGGACCUGGCAAGGAGUACUCGAGCACGAUGUCGAAAACCAUGGGACUAUGGAUGGGGUGAGACCUUGAAUACGAGCUCAGAACUGCAGAAUGCAGAAAAGACUAGCUACUCAGUAGUUCCUCUGCUUACAAUGCUAAUGUAUCACCAAUUGCUUAUAAGAAGAUCAAAUGGAG
Molecule: messenger RNA, 2978 nt
Organism: Exophiala mesophila
Lineage: Eukaryota; Fungi; Ascomycota; Eurotiomycetes; Chaetothyriales; Herpotrichiellaceae
Exons: 3
Coding region: 212-2791 (859 amino acids)
Biological process (GO): mRNA 3'-end processing by stem-loop binding and cleavage
Cellular component (GO): mRNA cleavage and polyadenylation specificity factor complex
Molecular function (GO): RNA binding; 5'-3' exonuclease activity; RNA endonuclease activity
Source: RefSeq, a predicted model, not a curated record